This is a messenger RNA of Cottoperca gobio, 2095 nucleotides long. It is a transcript of the gene mns1, whose product is annotated as meiosis-specific nuclear structural 1. NCBI's taxonomy places the organism in Eukaryota, Metazoa, Chordata, Actinopteri, Perciformes, Bovichtidae. The record is from RefSeq and is a predicted model, not a curated record. Bases 199 to 1647 code for a protein of 482 amino acids. Gene Ontology annotation, cellular component: motile cilium. The transcript has 10 exons. Gene Ontology annotation, biological process: cilium organization.
AGCGUACAGAGACGCGGCGUUCCCAGGACAACGAAAUGCCAAACAACCCACAGUGGAAACCUAGCGACACACCAGGUGUACACCGGCUAAACCAUGCAUCUAUAUCAACUCCAAGUUACUGAAUCCAAAGUUGUUUACGAAUACAAGUGUUGAGAAGUUAAGUGAAGAAGGCGGGAAUCUACGAAAAGCAGCACAAACAUGAGUCGUCACUGGACGAUCAGCCAACAUGAGCGGUCCAGUGCUCAAAGGGAGGACCAGGAGCAGCACCGGCAGCAGGAGGCCGGGCGGUUGGACAGAGCGCGGCAGGUGCAGGCCGCUCUGCAGCACGAGGACAGCUUUGAGAGGAAGAGAUACCUGAGACAGGAGCAGGAGGAGCUCAAGGAGAGGCAGAUGGAGACUGCUCUGCUCAAGGCAGAGGAGGAGACAAUAUACAGAAAAAAGCAACAGGAACAAGAGGAGAGAAUGGCUAAAGAGCUGGCCCGCAUCAACAAUGAGACACAAAGAGAAGAGAAAAUGAGGCAGCAUAUUAUAGAGAACAGCAUGGAGCUUCGAGAGCUGAAGUCAAAGCUGAAGGCUGCGUAUGUGAAUAAGGAAAGAGCUGCACAGAUUGCUGAGCAAGAAGCUAUGAGGUUUGAGACAAUGCGUGAGGAUGCAGACUUAGCCCGCAAGAUGAAGAGCGAACAUGAGCGAGCAGGCGUUGAAAAGCAGAAGCUGGAGAAGAAACGCCAAGAGGAGCUGGUGCAGCAUCAGAGAGAGCUGGUGCAGCAGCUCGUGGAGAAGGAGCGCAGGAGACAAGGAGCAUACGAGGAGUUCCUCAAAGAGAAGCUCCUGGUUGAUGAGAUUGUCAGGAAGAUUUACGAGGAGGAUCAGAUGGAGAGACAGCUGAAACUGGAGAAGAUCAGAGCCACUCAGCAGCACAUUGAAGAAUUCAAGAAGCAGCAGGCCGAGUGGAGACGCAUGGAGCAAGGCAAGAUGGAGGCUGAGAACAAACGCAUCAUGGAGUUCGCGAGCCAUCAGGAGGACAGGGAGGAGAGUAAAAUGGCUAAGAUCAGAGAGAGAGAAGAAGCAAAGGAGCAUCUUCAUAAAAUAGUGUCUGAGAAGAUAGAAGAGGACAGGCAGCAGCGUGAAGAGAUGGAGCGAGUCCGUGAGGAACUUCAUUUAGAAGAACAAGAAGAAGCUAUCAGACAGAGAGACAUUGAAGAGAUGGAGAAGAAAAUCAGACAGCGGCUGAAGAUGUGGCAGACCUGCCAGCAGCAGAUGGCUUUCAAAGAGAUGCGGAGGCAGGCAGAGAAAGAGGAAGAGGAUGCCUUCAGGAAAAUGAUGAUGGCUAAGUUUGCAGAGGACGAUCGGUUGGAGCAGAUGAAUGCCCAGAAACGACGCAUGAUGCAACUUGAGCACAAACGCGAGGUGGAGAAACUGAUGGAGGACAGAAGACGGCAGCAUGAGGCUGACAUGGAACUGGAGGCUAAAGAAAUGGCGAUUGAGCAGGAGAGGCAGGCGCCUCGUCGACAGAUUGUUGAAGAAGAGAGGCAGCGACUUCUUAAACAUCACGCAACAAAACUCCUUGGAUAUCUACCAAAGGGUUUGCUUCGUGAAGAUGACCUGGAGCACUUUGAUGAAGACUUCAGAAAGAACUUAAGUGUGUAAAUGUUUUUAACUGAAACUGCAUACUAUGCCACCAGAUGGCAGUUUACGGUUACAGUGAACUAAUAAGCAUUCUUUAGUGACCACGAUGUUCUCUUAUUCUUUCAGAGUAUUCAUUUAGGGACUUCUGGGGAUGCAUUCAAUAACAUCAAAUGCAUUUUUUAAAAAUUUUAUUAGGAUUGUGCUGACAGGAUCUGAAUCAAAAGCAUUCCAGAAAAGAUCUAAAUGUGAUAAUAAUUAGGAGACAAAUCUCUAAAUCUAAAUUCACACAGAAUUCAAAGUCUUGUAUUUAUCGUCUCCGUGUUUAUGACUUCCCCCAGUCUAGAGCUUUCAUGAACUCGUCUUCUGUGAACGACAGCAGCUUGGCAGCUUCAAAAUGCAUCUGCACAAAAAAAAAAAAGAAGUCGGUUACGAUUUUGAUGAAACUAUGAACAGGGUGUGUAUUAACGGG